GACAGUGGUAUGUCAUCAGAAGAAAAUGAUGACUCUUUUAACGCGAGUGUUUACAAUAAUAAUAAUUUAAAUAUCACUAAUAAUAUCGAUGGAGUAAUAAAGAAGUGCCUAACGAACGAAUCUCAUAGUGCUAUGCAUUGGAAUGAAAUUCCUUGUUGUUCAAAAGAUGUGAUUAAUAGUAAUGUUAGGGAAGACGUGUACAGGUUGAAGUCCACUGAUAUAUUGAAUGAUAAUAAAAUAAUUAAUUCUGAAUUUAUAGUUAUAGAUUUGACAUGUGAUGUCGAUGAUGUGCGUGAAUCUAAGUUCGGUCAGGAAGUGAUAGGUACAAAUGUGUUUAACGUCGAUUGUGAUAAUGCAAGCAUUCUUAGUGUAGAGUCGAGUCGGAGUUUAGUUCCUGUCGUCAAAAACGAAAUAGUCGUAUCGGAGAAUCAGAAGUUGGUGAGCCUUUCCCUCUCUAUACUUCUGGCGGCGAUAUUACAAGCGAUGAGAUGCUUCGCCCAGUUUCUGGAGGACAUAGUUGUACCACAGCGGCAAUAAUACAUGUAAUCUAUACUAUAUUUUUCGGUACGAUAUUCCCUAGUUAUAAUGUAUUACAAAAUGUUAACAAUAUA
This is a messenger RNA of Papilio machaon (common yellow swallowtail), 611 nucleotides long. RefSeq lists its product as uncharacterized. The transcript has a single exon. Bases 10 to 537 code for a protein of 175 amino acids. The record is from RefSeq and is a predicted model, not a curated record. NCBI's taxonomy places the organism in Eukaryota, Metazoa, Arthropoda, Insecta, Lepidoptera, Papilionidae.